CGCAAACACAAUGCGCAACAAUCGUGGUAACUAAGCGCCAUUGUUGGACGACUUUUUAGUCCUUAAUUCAUGGUAAAAUAGAACUAAUAAUAAACUGUAGACGACGGAUUUUGUGUUAGUGUAUUUUGCGUGAUUUAGUGCAAUAGUGGAAGUGCUUUUGAUUGACUUUAAAGUGGUAAAAAUACACAAAAGACUAGUCAAUGUCAGCAGGCGUGUCAGAUCAGCGGAUGAAAGGACAGGGUAAUCAAGUGUCCAAUGGCCCUAAAGAACAGCUAGGAGGAGGAGAAGGAGCAAGUGGCUCUGAAGAGUUUGAACCAUGGAGAAAUCAGCAACAAAAUUCGGCUGCUCAUGCUUAUGGAGCAUCAGUUCCAAUUUCCAGUGCGACAGACAUAUACAACAUGGGAACUGCAGGUUAUUACGGGAGCGGGGGUACUUACCCGUAUCAGGCUUACGGUGUGGGAGACGGCACUUGGUCGAACGGCACGGAUCCGAUGACGUUUUUGGGGACCUACCACGAUUCGUACUCGAUGGACGGCAUGUUCGGGCCGUCGACGACCUUCUCGACGCCGACUUUCGCCGCCGGGCAGCACUCGUCGUUCAACUAUUUCCACAGCAACGGCGACUACAACACGUGGGGCAACCAGCUGGGCGGCCAGCAGCAGCAGCAGCAGCAGCAACAGCAGCAGCAACGCAAGUACGACGACUACUACAGAGAACCGCAAAACAUUUACACGCAGGCGAUGCCCGACACUCUGAAAAAUGUCGAACAGGCCAUGCAAAACUUAGACUUGAAAGCGUCAAACGACUCUAAGGACUCCCUUGGCGGCGGUCCCCAGAAGAAGACGACAUGGGCCAGCAUAGCGAGCCAGCCGGCCAAACCCCAGCCGCCCAUCCAAAGCCAGGGCCUGAAGAAGAAGGGCCCCGGCAUGCCGCCCGGCCCCAUCGUGCCCGGCAAACACAACAUGGACAUCGGCACGUGGGACACGAGCAAGAGCGCGCCGCCGCCGCAGAUGCCGCCGCCGCAGCAGGCGAACCACCAGCACCAGCAGGCGCCGAAGGGCGCGGGCGGGCCGCCGCCGGUGGCGGUCCGGCCCGGAUGGAGCGGCCCGCCGGCCGCCGCCCGGCACGCGCCGCCCUCCCAGCAGCAGCAGCAGCAGCACCAGCAGAGGCCGCCGCCUCAGCACCCGAUGCAGUCCUACCAGCCGCAGGGGAUGAUGCCGCCCCCUCACAUGCCGCCCCCCGUCAACGUGCCCAACAUGCAGUGCGCGCCGGUGCAGAUGAUGUCGAGCGGGGGGGCGCAGCCGGCGCCGAACCACCCGGUGCUGGACGAGCUGCGCGGCAAGAACAACUACAACCCGACGGACUUCGACCUGACCGCGCCGAACGCGCGCUUCUUCGUCAUCAAGUCGUACUCGGAGGACGACAUCCACCGCAGCAUCAAGUACGAGAUCUGGUGCAGCACCGAGCACGGCAACAAGCGGCUCGACCUGGCGCACAAGGAGCGCGAGGGCAACGGCGCCGUCUACCUGUUCUUCUCGGUCAACGGGUCGGGGCACUUCUGCGGCAUGGCGCAGAUGGUCUCGCACGUCGACUACAACGCCAACAGCUCCGUGUGGUCGCAGGACAAGUGGAAAGGACAGUUUAAGGUGCGAUGGAUAUAUGUAAAAGACGUGCCGAACGUGCAACUGCGUCAUAUACGACUAGAAAAUAAUGAUAAUAAGCCGGUAACGAAUUCCAGGGACACGCAGGAAGUGCCCCACGCUAGAGGACUUCAGGUGCUCAGGAUAAUGCACUCUUACAGACAUUCGACGUCGAUAUUCGACGAUUUCGUGCACUACGAGAAGAGGCAGGAGGAGGAGGACAACCGCAAGCAGCCGCCAUCCAAGGAGCACCAUCAAGGUGGCGGCGGCGGCGGCGGGCCAGUUCACGAGAACAACGGCUGCGGCGGCGGCGGCGGCAGGGAGCAUCGCGGCGACAGGGGCGGCGAUCACCGGGGAGGCGGUCGCAAUCACGAGCAUCGCGACGGCGGCGGCGAGCGCGACAACCAUCGGCAGUCGGGUCACAGGAACAACGAUCACCAUGGGGGCGGCGGUCAUCAUAAGGAACGUGGAGAAAACAGUAGGGGUCGCGGGGGGCGCGGGGGCGGGCGAAACUAAAAACGCGCACCCUAAUUUUUUUAACAAAGCCCAGAUUAAUAUAACGAUAAUAUUAAAAAAUACAUACAUUGUUAUGGCCGCUGUUUACUGUAGUGUUAUCUAUUACUAGCUUGUUAUUUGGUAUACAUUCACAUAGAAGAUUUUAAAUAAAAUAACCUGUGGCUCUGAUUUCGCUGCGUGUCUCUAGGAUUUUAGUGGACAUCUCUCUCAUUCAUUAUUUUGUACCACAUCAAGUAUCUGCAUUGCUGUAAUUGUUUGCUAUAAUCUGUUUGCUUUUCAUCGUAUAACCGUUCAGUUGAGUUCAGUUUUUUGGUGAAGAGACUUGCGGUGUUGCUAUUAAAAAAUAUUAAUCAUGAAAACUAAAUUUCCGGUUAUAAUUUGUACGUGUGGGUUCUUGAUUAAACUCUUGAUUUUUUAAAAAAAGGUAUAUGGAUUAAAUAGUAAAAAUAGUUGUAAAAUAACAAACUUAGUAGCUCACUCUUCGGAUCGGGCCUUAUGCAAUCAAAAUAAGGAGGAAAGAAGAAGGAUUUAGUGCAGUGUCGAUUUGUUUUAUUGGAGUGAAGGACAUCCUAAUAAUAAAUUAAAUUGUAAUAUAAAUAGAUGGACGAUUUAUGACGCGGUUAAAUUUUAAAUAAAGUGUUGAUUUUCCUGGACUAAUUUUAAUCUACAGUGGCUAACUAGUGUCGGUAACGGAGAUCAAUGGACUGCUAACAUCUCUCACUCAUCAUUAUCAACGACAACAGCUGCUGUCGCUGUUGUUUCGAACUCUGAAGCUGUCUAUCUGUGAAAGUGAUUGCUACACAAACAAAACAAGAACUACAUAACAAAUUGGCUAAGUUUAGUUGAUGAACGCUGACAAGUUUGUUUAUAACUUAUUUGUUACAGUUUUACUAAUGUUUUUCAAUUUUCUAAUCUUGUAGGAAAUGACGGACUUUGAGCACCCCCUAGUAGACUAUUCGUUAAGAUAAGGCUGUAAAAACGCGCCAUGCUAUAUUCGUUUUUUGCAAAGGGUAAAUGUAGGCAAAUUAUUCCAUCAUGAAUAAACUAUAAGAACCAAUUAUUUUCCACGUUUAAUUGCAGAAAAGAUUACCACAUUUUACUUAUUUAGCUUUUCUGCAAUUCACAUUUAUACACAGGCCGACAAAAUAAAAUUUUCUUUGGCUAAUUUGGGUGCGCUGAUUCCAAAAAUUUUGCUCAAUCAGCUCUUGUGUUUGCAAUAUUGUAAUAUUGUUUUUAGAUUUGAAAACAUUCAAAUUCGUAUAUAUAUAUAUAUAUAUAUAUAUAUAUAUAUAUAUAUAUAUAUAUAUUGGUAAUUAGCUCUAGGCCCCAAUUAAACAAAAAAAAAAAUCAUACACAUCUACACCUCAAAUAUAAUGUUUUUAACAAAAUAAAUUAGUUUUCAGCCAAAAUUCCUCAAUUUUCAAAAUUUCAAAAAGUGCUGCCCAGCGAACAUUUUUUGUCCGAUUUUUAUGAAAUUUUCAAAAAAUAUAGGUGUCUACUUAAUCGUGUUUAAAUUUCAACGCAAUCGAAUAAAAAUUGUCAAAAUGGAACGGGUCAGAAUUUAUAUUGCGAUAAUUUUAGCUCCCGCCGUUUGUAAACUAAAAUGUGUA
Messenger RNA from Brassicogethes aeneus, 3766 nucleotides. Lineage: Eukaryota; Metazoa; Arthropoda; Insecta; Coleoptera; Nitidulidae. The record is from the annotation of a GenBank genome assembly.